Coccomyxa subellipsoidea C-169 is the source of this 1429-nucleotide messenger RNA. RefSeq names its product retrieval of early ER protein Rer1. Gene Ontology annotation, cellular component: Golgi membrane. Gene Ontology annotation, biological process: protein retention in ER lumen; retrograde vesicle-mediated transport, Golgi to endoplasmic reticulum. NCBI's taxonomy places the organism in Eukaryota, Viridiplantae, Chlorophyta, Trebouxiophyceae, Coccomyxaceae. The transcript is spliced from 5 exons. The record is from RefSeq and is a predicted model, not a curated record. Bases 324 to 899 code for a protein of 191 amino acids.
GAGCUUUCCAAGAGACUGCCCGACAUCUUGACUAGUGUCUUUAAUAUGUGUCAUGUUCAGACAGAAUAGGUUGUUUGCUCGAAAAGUCUACGUGCAGACUGCACCCUUUCACGCCUGAUUCGAUCUAAACAAAGCGCUAGCAAGCCCCAUCACUUUCCAUCGCGGGAUGAUUUGAAGUGGGAGUCUUAAAAAAUAUUUCUAUCGUUUUAGUCAUCGAUAGGUUGGCAGCUCUCUGAUGUUUGCGGUCGAAAAAAGGACAUUCUAGCGGCUUGGCUGGGCUCUGCACCCAACACAUAUCUCACGGCCCUUUUGGGGCAGCUAGUAUGGAUUCUCUCAAUGGGACAGAUCCAUACGGCAAUUCCGAUUAUUCGUCAGCCAGCAAAACCAUGCACAAGAUUUCACAGAGAUACCGCUACUUCCUGGACAAGACUACACCCCACUCUGCAGGCAGAUGGCUCGCCCUCCUGGGCUUGCUGAUUAUCUAUGCCGUCCGAGUAUACUUGCUGAAGGGCUUCUACAUCGUGACAUACGCGCUGGGGAUCUUCAACCUGAAUAUGUUGCUGGGAUUUUUGACUCCCCAAGUGGACCCAGAGCUGGAGGGUCCCACGCUGCCCUCCAAGAAGGAGGACGAGUUCCGGCCCUUCGUGCGCCGCCUGCCCGAAUUCAAAUUCUGGUAUUCGUCAUUCAAGGCGCUGCUGCUGGGCUUUGUGGUGACCUUCUUCCCGGUGUUUGAUGUGCCAGUGUUCUGGCCCAUCCUGCUCAUGUACUGGCUGGUGCUCCUAUUCGUCACCAUGAAGCGCCAGAUCAAGCACAUGAUCAAGUACCGCUACAUCCCCUUCUCCUUUGGCAAGAAGAGCUAUAGCAAGGGAGGCGGGAGGUCGGCUAAGAAUGACAAGUGAGCUGGAAGCUGGUGUUAGAGUUGCAAUUAAGCGCCUGAGUGACGACACGACGGUUGAAGCAGCAGGAGUCAAAAUUUACCCUCUACUGGACCUCUUUGCAGUACCGCAGUACAACUGUGAGGGUGCUUCUCAAGCAGAGCGCUCCCACGGUCUCUUCCUAGGAUAGCCCUGGGAGCACUGCUCCUUGCAGGCGCAUGGGAAUUGGUAUUGGUAUUCAGCAACGGAUUUGGCCUAACCCCUUGCGCGCUUUGCAUUUAGAGCCCCUGGGGUCUACAGUGCUGCUUUAGGCAAUAGCAAUCAUCAAUGAUUGAUACUGCCUGCUGCCGGCAAGGUUGCUGAGUACAUGACAGUGUGCGUGUGACCAUGCUGUGUAAAACCAGUACCUGGUAAAAUGAAACUAUUCUUUACACAGUCUGGCAUGUCCUAGGCCUAAAGUCCGGCCCUCAAAUAUCUGAUUUACUACCGUCACGGUAAAGUAUACGGUACAGUAUACGGUUUAGUAUGCUAGCAAGUGUAAAUCAUGAUUCAUG